Messenger RNA from Betta splendens (Siamese fighting fish), 5236 nucleotides. It is a transcript of the gene dusp8a, whose product is annotated as dual specificity phosphatase 8a. The transcript has 7 exons. Gene Ontology annotation, molecular function: protein tyrosine/threonine phosphatase activity; MAP kinase tyrosine/serine/threonine phosphatase activity. NCBI's taxonomy places the organism in Eukaryota, Metazoa, Chordata, Actinopteri, Anabantiformes, Osphronemidae. The record is from RefSeq and is a predicted model, not a curated record. Gene Ontology annotation, cellular component: cytoplasm. Gene Ontology annotation, biological process: protein dephosphorylation; negative regulation of MAPK cascade. The coding region runs from base 835 to 2895 and encodes 686 amino acids.
UCUGUCUGCUCUCAGCUUGUUUUCCUCUGUUCAGCCUAAGCUUCGCAGCAAGCUCCUGGCUGCUGCCUCGUUCAGCUCGAGGAGCUUGUUUAUUUUUGCUCCGUAUUGUUCCUGCUAGGACACAAGAUGGAGGAAGAAAGAUGGUGUCACAUAAGGAGAUGUGUUUGUGUGGUUGUUGUGCUGAGUAAGCACACUGACGUCUGUGCUCUUUCUUUUAUUUCCUCCCUGGGCAUCUUUUAUCGUUCUCUCUGAUAAGUCCUACAACACUGUGUGAUGUCAUGUGUGUCUCUGUCUUUGUUGUCUUCACUUUAAACCACAAUUGAUGUCCGGGCAAGCGAGUUCAGCUGAGAGACGAACGUCUGCCAGCGCGCCGAGAUGCGGAUGCAGCGCAGCAUCACCGCCUCUCGCUGCCGCCACACAUGUAGACCUGCACGGUCCUCCCCUCCCCGUCCCCGUUCACCGCAUAAGAGCAGGAAAGGCAGUGAUAGAGAAGGAAGGAGGGAUUCCGAGAGGAGAAAGUGAGAGAGGCUGGGCGGCUGGGGGAGCGUAGCCGCCAUUAGACAAAUGCAGCGUCAGAUGUUGUGCUCAGCAGCAGGGAAAUUGCAAGCAGGGAGAACAUUCCACACCCCUGGAAGCAGCGCUGCUCACCGCCCAGGGGCUCCACACACCAUCUAAGGCACCAUGGAUCUGUCAGCGCCCACUCCGGCGGCAGCCCUUCUCCACUGACCUCACCUCCUUCUCCCCGUCUCUUCUUCCAUCAUCCCCUCUCUCAGCUCUCCUCACCCCCCCUCCCCCCGUUCGCAACCCGGGGUCACCACGCAGACCUCCCGCAUCAUGGCCGGCGAGAAAGGCCCGACGAGGCGAAGUGCCAUGGACAUCAAGCGCCUGGCGAGCCUCAUCCAGAGAGGGACGGGGCGCUUGCUCGUCAUCGACAGCCGGACGUUCUCCGAGUACAACGCGUCGCACGUGCAAGGCGCCGUCAACGUGUGCUGCUCCAAGCUGGUGAAGAGGCGACUGCAGCAGGACAAGGUGUCCGUCACCGAACUGCUGCAGCCCAAUGGCAAAGUCAAGGUGGAGCUGGGCAGAAAGCAGGAAGUGGUGGUUUAUGACCAGAGUUCCAAAGAGGCAGGGCACCUGUCCAAAGACGGCUUUGUUCACAUCCUCAUGGGGAAGUUGGAGGGCACCUUCCACAAAGUUUCCCUGCUUACCGGAGGUUUUGCUGCCUUCUCUUCCUGUUUCCCCGGGCUGUGUGAGGGGAAACCUGCCACUGCUCUACCUAUGAGCCUGUCUCAGCCUUGCUUGCCUGUGGCAAACAUAGGGCCCACUCGCAUCCUGCCGCACCUCUAUCUGGGUUCACAGAAGGACGUCCUCAACAAGGACCUGAUGGCUCAGAACGGUAUCACCUACGUACUGAAUGCCAGCAACACCUGCCCCAAGCCAGACUUCAUCAGCGAGAACCACUUCAUGCGCAUACCAGUAAAUGACAACUACUGUGAAAAGUUGCUUCCCUGGCUGGACAAAACAAAUGAAUUCAUAGACAAAGCCAAGGUGUCGAACUGCAGGGUCAUUGUGCACUGCCUGGCUGGGAUCUCGCGCUCCGCGACCAUCGCCAUUGCGUACAUCAUGAAGACGAUGGGACUGUCGUCAGACGACGCCUACAGGUUUGUGAAGGACCGAAGACCCUCCAUAUCCCCCAACUUCAACUUUCUGGGUCAGCUACUGGAGUUCGAGAAGGGCCUCCGAUUGCUCCAAGCUCUAAGCGAUGACAAGGUCUCUGAGAACAACACUAAGCAAAGCUGCGAGGUGAACGGGAUCGGCACAGGUUUCGAGAUGAACGGUCACCAUAGCAACUGUGAUUCCUCCGCGUCCGAGCCGCAAAUCCCAUCGGAGCCGAAGCUGCCGUCGCCCACCUCGCUGCAGCAGGGCUUCAACGGCCUUCACCUCUCUGCGGAGAGGAUCAUGGACACUAAUCGGCUCAAACGCUCCUUUUCAUUGGACAUUAAGUCUGUGUACUCCCCCAGUAGUCCCUACUGCCCUAGCCUGGCACCCACACACUCUGAAGACGUCCCCAAGCUGUGCAAGCUCGACAGCCCGGGAACAGCCACCUCCAACGGGGUCUGCUCCCGGUCCCCCGUCCUGGACAGCCCCGGCUCCUCCGAUUCUCCGUUCCCCUCACCGGGGAGCGGCGGCAGCAUCGGGGGGCUGGGCCUCGGGGGGAGCGACGGGGUCCAUCGGCCGGGUUCGUCCUCAUCAAGACCCAGGAGAAAACACAAGCACAGUUCGGGCAGUUCCCCUCUCCACUCCCUUCCACACCAACCUCCACAGUCCCUCAGCUUGUCCCUGGAGCACAAGAGCCCCAGCAUGGACGAGAACCUAAAGGGCACAUUGCUCUUGUCAUUACCCUCCCUGCCCACCGUGGGCUCUGGGGACAUGUGGACCAAACACAGAGAGACUGUCCAAGCCACCACUCCUGUCACUCCCACCACAGACGCCCCUUGGCACUUUGGGGCGGAGGAGGGUGGUGAAAGGGAGAUGGAGCUGGGAAGAGGCGGCAACGGAGGGGGUGAGGACUCGUCCAUCAGGUUCGGGAGCAGCUCGGCAUACGUGGCGUUCGGGUGCAGCGAGAGCGUGUGGCUGCGGGAGAAACCCCAGCGGGAGACCCCCUCGGGCCCUCAGGCGCAGAGAGACCACCGAGACUCCUCGCUGUCGUCCGCGGUGGCCGUGGCGGGCGGCCCGAACAACAGCGGGCCGGCGGCCGAGAAGCAGUUCAAGCGGCGCAGCUGCCAGAUGGAGUUCGAGGAGGGCAUCUCCGAGACGCGCUCCAGAGAGGAGCUGGGGAAGAUCGGGAAGCAGUCGAGCUUCUCCGGGAGCAUGGAGAUCAUCGAGGUGUCCUGACAGAUAAUGGAUAUAAUCAGAGCCGUCCCCUGGGGGGCGAAAGUAGACACGGUGUGAAGGACUUCAAGGAAAUGACCUAUAAGAAGGAGCGUUUUUUUGUGCUCUCCUUUCAGACAGUGUUAAAGACUCCAGCUUGGAGAAGGACAUCCGAUACACAAACUAGCAGACUAGUAUUCACACCUAGACAGACAGAGCCUUCGAUGUGGUGCUGGUAGCAGACCAAAACCAUCCUGAACUGGUCUGGAGACAUGCCUUCAGGAGGGAGGGGCACUGGGGGUGACUCUACUGUAGGUACUGAAACUGGCACAGAAUAAAAGAAAUGAGCCUGGGCGAGUGUAACAUUGCAUCGUUAUUAUAUAGAAGCCCCCUAUUUUAGCAGGUUCUGGACAUGAGCCGCUCCCCCGUGGUCAAAUGUAGUGUGCUUUAGCGGGUGUAUAGCUUGUGAUUUGAACCAAGCCCCCCUCCAACUGUUUGUUUUUUCCUCCCAAUGCGUCAGAAGGCUUCAGAUCCUCACACGGCUGCGUCCACCCCCCCAUACCCCACAAACAACCUCCCACUCCCCACCCACAGUGACUGUGCCUGCCGACAGCCACCACAUCCGCAACACACCACCACAGCACAAUGCAAACAGACCCGAAGGACAUGAUCUGAAGACGGUACUGCAUUCAACAAUGAAGGAUCCAUGUUUUGUUGACAAAAGACUUUGAGUUUGAGACUUUUACCCGUGAAUAGAGCAGUGUGUCUCUCCUGACCCUGGCUCCCGUGUUUCCAGUGUUAACAGUGUGAUCAGUCUGAUGUUUCAGGGUAAACCACCCCUCAGCUACUUUAUAGGGCCCCCAACCAGCCACCCACCCACCACCAACCUCCUCUUACUGCUCCCAGUCGCCACGUAUGGUCACCACUGAGCAUGCACCCGAAAGGCUGAAUGCAGCCAAACAAAUACUAUAUAUACAAUAUGAAUAUAUAGCAAUUUUAAUGGACUUCUAAUGGACUUUUUUGUUCAGUUAUAGUUUAAUUUAUUAUAUUGGUUCAUUCUGGUAAUGAGAAGUAAUAUAAUGUGUUGUGGAUUUUAUUCUUUUUUUUUCCUUUGUUGAAAUAUUAUUAUAUUAUUAUUUGCUGUAUGGUAUUUAUGAACACACACUCGUACAAAUACACACAUUCAGCAAAUUCAACCGAGCAAUAUGUGCUGUUCCUUCUUUGGGGGAGAGUGAUGUCUGACGUUGAAAUGCACUUUUCUGCUCUCUGAUGAACACCUUUGAUUUCCAUUCCCGCCUUCCGCUCAGCGUGUUACUCAGUAAACCGGUGCCAGCGGUGGGUUACAGCCAUCCCAGUUUAAGCGGACAGGAUCAGGAUGAAUUCCUAAUUCGUCAUAACUGAGAGCUCAAGUGACUAAAGGACUGUUUGUUGUGUGGCGUGCACACACUCUGACCACGCAUGCGCAGUGAAAGACGUUCUCGCCAGCUUCACCGGGGCUUUGCAUAGCAACAGCUGGGCGCACACCUUUUGGAAUCGCCGAGCGUCCUCUCCAAACCAGCACAACUUCGUCACGACGCGACACGCUAAAGCCGAAAACCAACACACAGCAGCCCCUCCGACUGUAUGCACUUAAGACGUAGGUUCACGCUCGGGCCCUAUACGCAGCGUUUAGUUCAUUCUCAGGGGAGCUUUCAGUGAGCCACGCCCAGCACAGGGUACAGCAGCACAAUGCAUGUCCGUGAGGUUCAAACGCCUUCCAUCACGCCGCCAUUUGUUUUGCUCUUAUUUCCUCAUUUCCAAAGCUUUUAUUACAAAAACAGCAUAACAAAACAUCACAUGGAAAAAAAGAGGAUCCUCACUCACACCCUGAGGUGAAAGAACGGAAACUUUGCUCUCCUGGUGCGAGGUGGUUAUUUAUUUAUAAUGUAAAACGUGUUCGAUUUUUCCUUUGACCCUUGAUUAGCUUUUUUCAAUCUCUGACCUUUGACCUUGUGCUGCUGCAGCUACAGUAAGUUCAGAAAACUUGUUUCCCAGAGGCUUAAGCAACCGGUCCUCACCUUCCUCCCUAUAUUAUUAAGAAAUGUUGAAAUUAUUUAUGACAUGUAACAAAGAUGAUGCAGGCUGUCCCAUUUGCUAAGGUUAUUAUUAUUAUUAUUAUUAUUAUUAUUAUUAUUAUUAUUAUUAUGUUUUGUAAAUAGCAACGCAUCUAAGAACACUGAUGAUGAUGACUUUAGAUGAGUUUUUAAAAGAAAAUCCUGAUAGGCUGCUUGACGCAAAAAUACCUCAGGUUCUAUUGAAAGGCUUUUCCUUCCCCUGUACAUGUUUUGUGAAAAUGAGACAAAAAUACAGACAUGACAAAAUGCAA